Messenger RNA from Amblyraja radiata (thorny skate), 591 nucleotides. RefSeq names its product calcium-activated chloride channel regulator family member 3-like. The transcript is spliced from 5 exons. NCBI's taxonomy places the organism in Eukaryota, Metazoa, Chordata, Chondrichthyes, Rajiformes, Rajidae. The coding region runs from base 1 to 591 and encodes 196 amino acids. The record is from RefSeq and is a predicted model, not a curated record.
AUGAUGCCUCAGAAAACCUUUGCUUUGGUGCUUGUCUCCCUCCUGUGUGCUUUUUUUACAAACUGUUCUGGAGCAAAGCUGGUGAAUAAUGGAUAUAGAGACAUUGUUAUCGCUGUUAACCCUGGUGUUUUUGAUGAAAACCUUAUUGAGAGCAUUAAGGAAAUGAUGCAUGAUGCUUCUGCCUACCUACACCUGGCUACCAAACAGCAACUUUAUUUCUCAGAAAUAAAAAUUCUGUUGCCUUAUACCUGGACAGUUAAUUCCAGCUUGUUUCAAAGAUCAACAACUCAAUCUUAUGCAAAGGCAGAUGUGAUCAUUGCUGCACCUUAUCUGAAACGUCGAGAUGCUCCGUACACCCUGCAACCUCGUGGCUGUGGCGAGAAGGGCCGCUACAUUCACUUCACCCCAAACUUCAUGCUAAACGACACCCUGGCUUCAGCUUAUGGCUCAAGAGGGCAAGCAUUCGUUCAUGAAUGGGCCCAUCUUCAAUGGGGAGUAUUUGAUGAAUAUGAUGAUUUGACGCCCUUUUAUAUAAAUAGUGAUGGUACUGCUGAUGCAACAAGUACAGAAAGCAAGUGUAGGGAGGAGUGA